Messenger RNA from Erythranthe guttata (spotted monkey flower), 1307 nucleotides. Lineage: Eukaryota; Viridiplantae; Streptophyta; Magnoliopsida; Lamiales; Phrymaceae. The record is from RefSeq and is a predicted model, not a curated record.
CAAGAUACAUGUUACACUUUUUUAAUUAGUUUUUUGAGACAACAUACAAGAUACAUGUUAACUAACCAUAUUUUUAACCAGUGAUUUCGAACCGAAUAUCGAGUAAUUUUUUAUAAUAUUUAAAAUAAUCGAUCGACUCCGAAAAUACAUACGAUAGAUAUAUUCUCACGGGUAGGAACUGAUUCUGAUAAGCAUUCAAUGAAUUUUCUCCCUCUUAUAUAUAGCUCAUGCAACCCUAACUAUAAAAAGGCUCAUCACUUACCAAACUCAUAUUCCAUCUUUUUCUCUUCGUUUUUUUUUUCGAUUUUAUUUUACAUUUAAUUUCAUAAAAAAAAGUAAAUUAUAACAUAUAUUUAUUACUCAUUUCAAGGUUAAUUUCUGCAAUGGGAAAAAAUGUAGUGCACAAGCCAUUCUUCAACAUUUUAUUCCAAUUCUUGAUUAUUAUUAUUAUUAUACUAGUAGUAAGUGAGUCAAGGUUCUGUUUGGCUGAACCAAAAGAUACAGUACCAGCAAACUUUGUUUUUGGAGAUUCAUUAGUUGAUGCAGGGAACAACAACUACAUUGUAUCUCUUUCCAAAGCUGAUUUCGCGCCAAACGGGAUUGACUUUGGUCAACCAACUGGAAGGUACACUAAUGGAAGAACCAUUGUUGACAUUAUAGGGCAAGAAAUAGGAUUAAGUGGAUUCACUCCACCAUUUUUGGCGCCAACCACAGGUGGAUUAACUGUUCUCCAAGGUGUUAACUUUGCUUCUGGUGGAGGUGGCAUUCUAAAUCACACUGGCAAAAUUUUUGGAGGGAGGAUAAACCUGGAUGCACAAAUGGACAACUUUGCAAAUACAAGGCAAGAAAUAAUAUCAAGAAUAGGUGAUGCUGCAUCAAAUAAUCUACUCCAAAAUGCUCUUUUCUCAAUCACAAUUGGCUCUAAUGAUUUCAUCAACAAUUACCUAACUCCUUGUCUUUCCAAACUCGACCAAAAACUCGUCCCUCCGGAACUUUUCGUCGCCGCCAUGAUUUCAAGAUUCCGACUUCAACUCACGAGGCUUUAUAGUAUGGGUAAGAAAAUAGUGUCGCGUUUUGAGAAUCCAAAUUCAGCCUGUUGUCAAGUUGCUGGUAGAUUUGGGGGCCUAAUUCCAUGUGGGCCCACAUCAAAAGUGUGCGAAGACCGGUCAAAGUACGUUUUUUGGGAUGCUUAUCACCCAACCGAUGCCGCUAAUGCUAUAAUCGCAAUGCGACUUAUAAAUGGCGAUUUGGCUGAUAUUUGGCCCAUCAAUAUUAAGCAGCUAAUGGCCCAAUCACAUAUGGGCUAA